Chiloscyllium plagiosum (whitespotted bambooshark) is the source of this 9441-nucleotide messenger RNA. The record is from RefSeq and is a predicted model, not a curated record. Lineage: Eukaryota; Metazoa; Chordata; Chondrichthyes; Orectolobiformes; Hemiscylliidae.
UCACUCCGAAGGCUCGAACGUCACCAGCAGCUGCUGAGGGGAUGUGGGAUUUUCCAGUGUAACCGCUCCUUCAACAAGCCAAGGAGAGACUGCGGAUCUCGCUAAACUUCAAACUGUUGGAUAAUCUGUUGGAAUUUAUUGGAAAUCGCUUUCGUUCGACCGGGUUAACAAAAAGAUUAUAAGGCCCACCCAAAGCAGCGGAAUCUUCGAUAUUACAUGUCUUAUGAAGAACAGUGUCCUCGCUAUACUCCCAGCCUCUCAAAGAUUAUUUACAAAUGAAUUGUUUACUGCAAUACAGAUUAAUUUGUUAUUUCUGAAGUACAGCCGUUUUGCUGAGGAGAUUGAUUGACACAGAUUGAAGGGCUACAGAAUGAGAAGAUGGCAUGUUUCCUCACUCAUCCGGGGCCUGACAGUUUACGCAAAUUCACCAGAGAAUCUUUGGCUGAAAUUGAGAAAAGAAUUGCUAAGGAAAAAGCUGAAAAGGCAACAAAACCACCGGUAGAAGAUGAAGAUGACAAACCCCAACCCAAAAGUGAUCUGGAGGCUGGCAAACCCUUGCCAUUUAUUUAUGGAGACCUCCCUUCAAACUUAAUUGCAGAACCUCUGGAAGAAUUAGACCCAUUUUAUAGCUCAAAGAGAACAUUCAUUGUGAUAAACAAGGGGAAUGCCAUUUUUCGGUUCAGUACAACGUCUGCACUGUACUUGCUGAGUCCCUUUCACCCCCUCCGGAGAAUUGCCAUCAAAAUCCUUAUCCAUUCAUUAUUUAGUUUAUUCAUCAUGUUUACAAUUUUAGCAAACUGUGUGUUCAUGACAAUGAGUGAUCCAGCGCCUUGGACAAAAAAUGUAGAGUAUGCAUUCACUGGGAUUUAUACCUUUGAAGCAAUGAUAAAGAUAUUUGCUCGUGGAUUUGUCAUUGAUGACUUUACAUUUCUUCGUGAUCCAUGGAACUGGCUGGAUUUUAGUGUCAUCACAAUGGCAUAUGUCACUGAAUUUGUGGAUUUGGGUAAUGUCUCAGCCCUAAGAACAUUUAGAGUGCUCCGGGCACUGAAAACCAUCACAGUUAUUCCAGGGCUAAAAACGAUUGUUGGAGCUCUGAUCCAGUCAGUAAAGAAAUUAUCAGAUGUGAUGAUCCUGACAGUUUUCUGUUUGAGUGUAUUUGCACUUGUUGGCCUACAGCUGUUUAUGGGAAAUUUGAGACACAAAUGUGUGAUAUGGCCACCAUCUCCAGAGCUGUUAUAUAAUUACACCUUCAUAGAGAGUGGGUCAGGAAUGGACAAUGAUAGCCUGAUCAAUACAGAAUUCGACUUGAAAGCCUACCUAGAAAAUGAAGAUAACCAAUACUUUCUAGAAGGUUCUCCUGAUGCUCUCCUGUGUGGGAAUGGCACAGAUGCUGGGAGGUGUCCUGAUGGUUAUAUGUGUUUUAAGACUGGGAGAAAUCCAAACUAUGGUUACACCAGCUACGAUACCUUUAGUUGGGCAUUUCUGUCACUAUUCCGUCUCAUGACACAAGACUACUGGGAAAAUCUCUUCCAGUUGACUCUCCGUGCUGCUGGAAAAACCUAUAUGAUCUUCUUUGUGGUUAUCAUUUUCAUCGGGUCUUUUUACCUGAUCAACUUGAUUCUGGCAGUGGUGGCAAUGGCUUACGCUGAACAAAAUGAGGCCACACGCCUGGAAGCUGAGGAGAAGGAGAAAGAGUUUCAAGAGAUUUUGGAAAGCAUAAAAAAACACCAAAAAGAACAAGAAGCUCUGUUACAUGCCUCCAAAGAACACUCUGGUAGCCAUUACUCAUUGUCAAGUGACAGAAUGGAGAAGAAAAAUGGCUCUGACAAACAUCUCCCUGAGGAUGAGCAUGGAGCUAAGGAAAGAGAGGGUCAACGAUGGUCGCUAACAAUUCCACAAACCAAACCAUCGGUCAUCAUUACAAUUAAUGGAGUUGUUUCUCAAGAUGGCGAAAGUGGCACAGCACCUAAUGGCAGAGUUGUACCAUCAACUAUUACAAACAAAGGGGACAAGAAUGAUGACGUAGCUGGUAUGGAUAUUGAAGAUGAGACUUCUGGAUCUAAACGUACCUCCACAUUUCUGGAAGAACCACCACCACCAAUGAGAGCUGGGAGUGUAGCUAGUAUGUACAGCAGCGCCAGGCUGGAUGAGCUGGAAGAAGCACAGCAGCGUUGUCCUCCCUGGUGGUAUAAAUUUGCCAAUACAUAUCUAAUCUGGGAUUGCUGCCCGCUGUGGAUAAAAUUCAAAGAAAUCUUGAAGAUUAUUGUGAUGGACCCAUUUGUGGAUCUGGGAAUCACUAUUUGCAUUGUGCUGAACACUCUCUUUAUGGCAAUGGAGCACUAUCCCAUGACUGAAACUUUUGAAAACAUGCUCUCUGUUGGAAAUUUGGUAUUCACAGGGAUUUUCACAGCUGAAAUGGUGUUAAAAUUGAUAGCUCUCGAUCCUUAUUACUACUUUCAAGUUGGUUGGAAUAUAUUUGACAGCAUCAUUGUGACUCUCAGCUUGGUAGAGCUAGGACUGGCUAAUGUGCAAGGAUUAUCGGUGCUUCGUUCAUUCAGAUUGCUGAGAGUUUUCAAACUUGCAAAGUCUUGGCCCACUUUGAACAUGCUGAUCAAGAUCAUUGGGAACUCGGUGGGUGCACUGGGGAAUCUGACACUCGUCCUUGCCAUUAUUGUUUUCAUCUUUGCUGUGGUUGGAAUGCAGCUCUUCGGCAAGAUGUACAAGCAAUGUGUUUGUAAGAUUUCAGAUGAAUGCACCCUCCCACGGUGGCACAUGAAUGACUUCUUUCACUCGUUUCUGAUUGUGUUUCGCAUUCUUUGCGGAGAAUGGAUUGAGACGAUGUGGGAUUGCAUGGAGGUAGCAGGACAACCCAUGUGUCUCAUCGUUUUCAUGUUGGUCAUGGUGAUUGGUAACCUGGUGGUGCUUAACCUCUUCCUGGCCUUGCUGUUGAGCUCCUUCAGUGCAGAUAACCUCUCAGCACCUGAUGACGACUCAGAAAUGAACAAUCUGCAAAUUGCACUCAACAGAAUCACCAGGGCGAUAGAUUUUGUAAAAGGCUUUAUGAUCAGUAUCUUUCGAAGAAAGAAGCCUGACCAGGAAGAGAAGCAAUUAGAUGACUUGUCUUCUUCAAAAACUGGGGCUCUUGACUUUAACCACACCGACACAGAGACUGGAAAGGAGGAGCAUUCUAAACUUGAUGGGGUUACCACAAUGAAAGGGAAAUAUCUUCGAGAUAAAGGUGACCACAUGGGCCUCUUGGCCAAUGCUCACUUGACUGUUCGUGUUCCCAUUGCCAAAGGUGAAUCAGAUUCUGAAGAGGAGGAACAAAGCUCUGAAGCAGACAUUGAGGAUACCAACAUGGAUUUGGAUGUAUUGCCAGUGAAAGAUGAAAUUCCCAUACCUACUAAAUUGAAUAUAGACUCGUCCCAGUGCAGUACCGUGGACCUGAAACCUGAGGAAGAAGAGGUAAAGGAGGCUGCAGAAGAAAAUCCUGAGAAUAAUGACCCAGAAGAAUGCUUGACAGAAGGCUGUUUGAGAGUCUGUCCUUGUCUUGACAUCAAUAUAAAGAGUGAUCGAGGCAAGAUGUGGUGGAAUCUGAGGAAAACCUGCUUCAGGAUAGUGGAACACAACUGGUUUGAAACAUUCAUCAUCUUUAUGAUCCUGCUGAGCAGUGGUGCCCUGGCAUUUGAAGAUAUUUACAUUGAGGACAGGAAAGUGAUUAAGACCCUGCUUGAAUAUGCUGACCAAGUAUUUACAUAUAUCUUUGUGGUGGAAAUGCUGCUCAAAUGGAUAGCAUAUGGAUUCAAAACAUACUUCACCAAUGCAUGGUGCUGGCUAGACUUCAUGAUUGUUGAUGUAUCUUUGAUCAGCCUGACUGCAAAAAUCCUUGGCUAUGAUGAGUUGGGACCCAUUAAAUCCCUCCGGACCCUGAGGGCCCUGAGACCUCUGCGAGCUUUGUCCCGGUUCGAGGGAAUGAGGGUGGUUGUGAAUGCUCUGGUCGGUGCCAUCCCAUCCAUCAUGAAUGUGCUCUUGGUUUGUCUCAUCUUCUGGCUGAUUUUCAGUAUAAUGGGAGUCAACCUGUUUGCUGGAAAGUUUGCCAAAUGCAUAAACAUCACAUCCUCAGAGUUAUAUCCCAUUGAGAAAAUAAACAACAUGAGUGAUUGCAUGGAUUUAAUCACACAACAUCCUGGUGAAGCACGAUGGCUCAACUUGAAGGUCAACUUUGACAAUGUUGGUCAAGGAUAUCUAUCCUUACUCCAAGUGGCAACCUUUAAAGGCUGGAUGGCUAUAAUGUAUGCAGCUGUUGAUUCCCGUGAGAUGGAACAGCAGCCCUCAUAUGAAAUUAAUAAAUAUAUGUACUUGUACUUCGUCAUUUUCAUCAUCUUCGGAGCAUUCUUCACCCUCAAUCUCUUUAUUGGUGUAAUUAUUGACAAUUUCAACCAACAGAAGAAAAAGUUUGGAGGAAAAGAUAUCUUUAUGACAGAAGAGCAGAAGAAAUAUUACAAUGCUAUGAAGAAGCUUGGCUCGAAGAAACCACAAAAACCCAUCCCAAGACCAAAUAAUAAAUUUCAAGGAUUGUUCUUUGAUUUCGUCAGCAAGCAAGCCUUUGAUAUCUUCAUCAUGAUUCUCAUCUGCCUCAACAUGGUAACUAUGAUGAUAGAAACAGAUGACCAAAGUGAAGAAAAAACUAAUAUUCUUUACUGGAUCAACUUGGUGUUUAUUGUUGUGUUUACCAGUGAAUGUGUGCUCAAGAUCAUCGCUUUAAGAUACUAUUACUUCACCAUUGGCUGGAACAUUUUUGACUUUGUUGUGGUGAUUCUUUCAAUUGUGGGUAUUAUGUUGGCAGAUAUAAUAGAGAAGUACUUCGUAUCACCUACUCUGUUCAGAGUUAUUAGAUUGGCCAGGAUUGGUCGGGUCCUGCGACUUAUCAGAGGAGCUAAAGGAAUUCGAACUCUGCUAUUCGCCUUGAUGAUGUCACUUCCUGCUUUGUUCAACAUUGGCCUUUUGCUGUUUCUGGUGAUGUUCAUCUAUUCCAUUUUUGGAAUGUCCAAUUUUGCGUACGUGAAAAAGGAAGUAGGCAUCGAUGACAUAUUCAAUUUUGAAACCUUUGGCAACAGCAUGAUCUGCCUGUUUCAGAUCACCACCUCGGCUGGGUGGGAUGGUCUGCUCUCGCCCAUUAUGAACAGCGGACUCCCUGAUUGUGAUCCUAAUAUAGCUAAUCCAGGGACCGAUGUUAAAGGGAAUUGUGGAAAUCCACCAGUCGGGGUCGUCUUUUUUGUCAGCUACAUCAUCAUUUCCUUUCUGAUUGUGGUGAACAUGUACAUCGCCAUCAUCUUGGAGAACUUCAACGUGGCCACUGAGGAGAGUGCGGAACCACUUUGCGAGGAUGACUUUGAAAUGUUCUAUGAAGUCUGGGAAAAGUUUGACCCGGAGGCCACGCAAUUUGUCGAGUACGCCAGAUUGUCGGACUUUGUCGACACGCUGCAAGAGCCAUUGCGAAUUCCCAAACCGAAUAAGAUCAAGCUGAUUACCAUGGACUUACCGAUGGUGUCAGGUGACAAGAUCCACUGUCUGGAUAUCCUUUUUGCAUUGACCAAGGAGGUGCUGGGUGAAUCUGGAGAGAUGGACACUCUGAAGGAGUCUAUGGAGGAGAAGUUCAUGGCUGCCAAUCCUUCCAAGGUCUCGUAUGAACCCAUAACCACCACGCUUCGGCGGAAGCAAGAGGAGGUUUGUGCAAUCAAGAUUCAGCGAGCGUUCCGGCGUCACUUGCUGAAACGCUCUGUCAAGCAUGCAUCCUAUUUGUACCGCCGGAGUGCGACUGAUGCAAUUCUCCACCAUGAAGAGGCUCCAGAGAAAGAAGGGCUGCUUGCUGCUCGACUGAGUCAAAACUACGGUAUAUACCAGCCUGGCAUAGUAGCUCCACCACCUUUAGCUCUGGAAGAAGCAACAACUCCUAUAGAAGUAUUAGCAACUCCCACAGAAGGGACAACUUCUACAGAUGAAACAACAACUCCUAUUGAAGGAGCAACAACCUCUACUGAAGAAGCAGUGACACCUAUAGAAGGAAUUCCCAUUGACACAGCAGCAACUCCUCGAGAAACACCAGCAACAGAUGCAGCAGCGAUUCACCAGAAAAUGGCAGUUACCCCACUGGAAGCAGCCAUACGCCCUCUAGAAGCUGCAAUUACCCCUCUAGAAGCUUCAGUAAGUGCAGCCAAACCAGAAGACUGGAUUCCUGAAACAAAGGACAUUAGAGAAUCAAUUGUAUAAUUGGGGUUGAAAGUACUUGUAAUGAAACAAGCAUAAAAAACACAGCACAAGGUGCCAAGCUGUCUAGCACUAGUGCCUUCAAGAAUGCUACUCCGUCUCUAGUUUUUGAGCACUGAGAUUGCAGUCUACAAAUGGGGAGUGUAUUGUGCAACUGAUCUUUGCAGUACAAGCCAGGAGGAUCUACAGUACAUUUACAGCCCUUGAGCCAGAGAAAAAUGCCAUCUUUUAAAAAGAAUCUCUCUAACAUUCUUGACUGUAAUCAACACUAUGACAAAGUACUUAGCUGAAACUGGAAUAUGCAUCUCUGCAGUCUCACAAUUAGCCUUGUGUAUAAGAGAGUAACAUAGACUGUUGCUGUCCAUACAGAGAUGUUUUGGACUAUGUCCACUUCUUCAGGAAAAUGUGGUUGAUCCUUGUACAGUAAUUGGAUUUAUAUCAGAUCUCCUGAUUUUAAUUAAUGCUGAACGUUAACCAAGGUGGCCUUUUGAUAGUCAUGGAAACAAAAUCAUUAUCACAUGGUAGGUUAGCCCAAAGAUCAUUACUUCAGUUUCAUUUCAAAGUUGUUCAACUUAAAAAUCCACUUAGCUCUUUCAAUACUGUGCUUUUACUAAUCAAAUAAAUGACAGAUGUUUAAAAUAUAUGCAGCAUUCAGAUUAUCGUUGAAGAUUAACUUUCAUAUAGUACAUUUCUAUUGUACGAAUGAAUUCAAAAUGAAAAGCCACUUAAUUAAUAGCUAUGUUAUAAUCUUUCUGAAACUCAGCUGUUCAGAUACUAUUUUAAAUAUAAUAAUUUUUGCAUGCUGCAAGACACCAAAAUAGAUCGGCAUUCAACAAGUCUCUCAAUUACGGUUCUUUGGUGUAAAUGCGUUAGACGGUGACACAAGUUCUGUCUGCAGUAUGUGGAGCCCGAUAUGGUACAUUAAUGUAUCAGGGUAGAUAUUGUUACUGCUGUAAUGAUUUUUACUGCCACUGUGCAAUUUGUCAAAUCCUGAGUCCUUCCUUUAGUUCAAGUUGAAGUAACAAUUAAAUUCUGUUGCAACUUCACCAAGAAGAACAGUCCUUUGCUUAGACGAACAUAAAACAUAGAUUAAACAUACUGAUUCUAAAAUGUUGAUUCGUUAACAGUUUGCUUUCAAUCAGUGAAUUACUCAUAACAACCUUGAAUACUCUCUUUGUGAACAUAUUAAAGAAGAUUUUUCCAACUCUAUUUAAUGUAGAUUCUGUGUCACAGCAUCACAGAUCUCUGCACUUUCAGCUUGUAGUGCUUCGAGAAAUUGGCUUGAAAGUUAAAACCUGAAGAUCUUUUGAAAUAGAUUUGGUAAAUGAGGCAAAUUUGGAACUCUUGCAAUUUGUUUCUCAGGAGUACAGCAUAUUUGACUAAAAUUAGACAGCUGAGAGGCUUGCACCCAGCCUGAGAGAAAGGUUUUUAUUGAUGUUGCUAUGGAUAAGAAAAGACCCUCACAAUCUUUAUUUAACUUCCCACGUUUUUGGCUAAUUUCAGACUUGUGCAUCCAUAAUUUUUUCCCCACCUCCUGGGAUAAGUAACAAACAAGAGACCUGUAGCUAAUCAAGGAGUCCUCUGAUAAUAAAGUCUCUCUGACCUCCCAUGUGCAAUCAAACAUUCUGUCAGCACACUAAGAUAGCACAUGGUUUUCCAAAUUACUUUAUUCUUGCCUUCCAUAUAUCAUUGUCGCCUCAUUCUUCAGAAAUCUACCUUUCUUGGAGAUCCAAAGAAACCAGUCUACCACAUGACCACUGGAAUCUUCUACCACAAUUUCCCCCUCUCUGGGAAAGAUAGUCAACUGCAUGCCCUGCUGUCUCAGUUUGUAGAGUUGGCACCUGGUAAUAAUCCAUCCCAUCACCUCAAACAUACUCUCAACUUGCAUGAAGUCUCUAAUUUCUAGAAUCAUUAAUAAAAGUUUUCAUAUAGGGUCAUCAGGAGCUGGAGUAGACCAGUCAGCCUUUCAAAGCUGUAUUCAUUCGUGUAGAUUGUCAUUGAUGUGUACCUCAACUCCAUUGUUCUACCUUUGGUCCAUGUAUUCCAGAUACUGUUCGCUAACAAAAAUCUCACCACCUCAAUCUUGAAAGCUUCAAUUAUCCUGGCAUUCAGUAUUUGGAGAGAAUUCUAAAUGUCCACUACCCUUUGUGUGAGAUUGGUCCUUAAUUUUGUUUCUAAAUGGCCUGGCUUUAAUAUUGGCACUAUUCCUUUUUGUUCUUGAUUCUUCAACUCAAGUAAGUUGCUUCUCCACGUACAUUCUACCCUUCAACAUUUUAUACUCCAGGGAAUACAAUUUCAGUUCAUGCAAACUGUCCUCCUUGGAAUCUGACCAACAUCCAUGUUCAUAGGUUUCUAACAGUAAGGAGCUCCUGGACAACAAUGCUGUUGACCUAAGUCUUUGGGAAAUGUGAAAGUUUAAGGUCAACAAGUUCAUAUAGAAUUUGCAGUGUGUAAGAAGUGUCACAUCACACCUGAGAGCCUUAGACAUUUUACCAGAAUAAUGUUUGGGCUCUUUUAACAGAAUAAAAUAUUAUCAACAUAUCCAUAUGAUUGUGACACACCAACUUCAUCACUUUAUGGUCACAUCUUGGGCAACCCAUUUUUAAACUUGAACUUGAACAAACUGCAAGGAGGAAGUGUUGCAAAUAUUCACCCUACGCCUGAGGUCAAAUCUGUGUCAUGCAAACUUGUUGAGGAAACUUGCUGGUUUUAAUCCAAAAGAGAAAAUGCUGGAAAAUCUCAGCAGGUCUGGCAGCAUCUGUAAGGAGAGAAGAGCUGAUGUUUCGAGUCUAACUGAUCCUUUGUCAAUUUGCUUUUAUUGCUGGUUUUAAUGCUGAGUUUUCGGAUCAGGUUAAAUCAAUCCGCCACUCUGGUAUUAACUCCAAAUUGAUACUAAGGUUGGAAUUACUGUUCAAAGCCUGCUUUCAGACAAUUGUCCAGAGGGCAAAAACAGUCAAUAGAGGUUUUUUUUCUUUACAACAGUGCUUUGUGAUUAUAGAAGCAGGAUUCAUUAGCAGUCGUACUUUUCUGCAACAGUGCUAGAUAGUUGAUAACGAGUUGAAAGACCAUUUAUAUCUCUUCCUAACCUCAAUCAAAAUAAAACUUGGGAGAGCCAUAAAACAGGGAGAAAGUGAGGACUGCAAAUGCUGGAGUACCAGAGUUGAAAAAUGUCAU